Mycena citricolor is the source of this 1344-nucleotide messenger RNA. Lineage: Eukaryota; Fungi; Basidiomycota; Agaricomycetes; Agaricales; Mycenaceae. The record is from the annotation of a GenBank genome assembly.
CGAACCGACCCCACAAACGCAAAUGGGAGACGCUCCGAGUGAAUCCUCCGCCGCCGCCGCACCACCCAGUGUCCCGCAACACGCCCGGGCCGCACUGAUCGCGUCCUUCGGCCCGGAGCUCACAUUGACCGACAGCCACCCCGUCGUGCAGCCCAGCGCGCUCAAGCCCGGACAGUGCCUCAUCAAGAUCGAUUACGCCGGUGUGUGUCAUUCGGACGUGCACAUCAUCGAAGGCGGAUGGGGGCCGGUCGACUUCCCGCGCGUCGCCGGGCAUGAGGGGAUGGGACGCGUCGUGGCCAUUGGCGCGAACACCGUCGGGAGUCCGGUCGCUGUGGGCGACCGGGUUGGGAUCAAGUGGUUGGCGACGACGUGUUUGAACUGCGAAAUGUGCCGGACGGGAAAUGAGCCCUGCUGUGCGAUAGCUAAGACGAUGGGGCACGGGUAUCAAGUCGAUGGGUGCUACGCGGAUUAUCAGGUCUCGUAUGUGGACUACGUCACUCCGAUCCCCGCCGAGCUCGACAGCGCUGCUGCAACACCGCUCCUAUGUGCAGGAGUGACGAUCUACAAGGCACUCAAGGAAAGUAACCCAAAGGUAGGCAACUGGGUGGCCAUCCCAGGCGCCGGAGGUGGACUCGGGCAUUUGGGAAUCCAAUACGCCGUCGCAAUGGGUCUCCGGGUCAUCGCCAUUGACACCGGCGAGACGAAACGCGAUCUCUGUCUCGCCCUCGGUGCCGAGAAGUGGAUCGACUUCAAGGAGAGCAAGGAUCUCGUCCAGGACAUCCAAGCCGCGGCGGAUGGACUCGGCCCGCACAGCGCCGUGAUCGCCGCAUCCAAUCCCGGCCCGUUGGACCAAGCCGUGCACUACAUCCGGCCCAAGGGGACGAUCGUGGCCGUCGGACUACCAUCAGGGCCGGUGAAGAUGACGGUCGGGGUGUACACUCUCAUCGCAAAGUGCAUCACGAUUGUUGGGUCUGCGGUCGGGAGCCGCCAGGAUGCGAUCGAGGCCCUGGCCCUCGCUGCGCGUGGCAAAGUCAAGUGCCAACUCGUCGUGCGUCCGUUCGAGCAGGUCAACUCCUGUCUCUCAGAACUCUCCGCGCAAACGGUCGCGGGGAGGAUUGUAUUGAAGAUGUAGAGGAUGAAAUGUUCAAGAUGUGUAUUGCUAGGAGACAAGCUAUUGCAAAUAGUAUCUUCAGAAGGCUAGAAAAGUCGAGGACGGUCCUGUGAAGUAAGCACGGUCAUCAUUUGCAACCUACGUGAUAGGAUACUGCACGCACCUCGUCCUGAAUCGCCUACGGCAAGUACCGGAUAUGAUACCAGACAAAAUGCUCCGCAUUGUCGAAACCA